GGAAAUUAACGGAAUCGAAAAUCAGUGAAACUCCAUUCUUGCGCUUCUGCAGCUACCUUAACCCCCCCCCCCCCCCCCCCCCCCCCAAACCUCAACUUCUUCCCCUGUAAUCCAGGAGGCCACUGGUACUCAUUUUCAUCCCCAAAUGCUUAAGAUAAUUGGUUAAUUUUCCCAGUUUUAUCCUCUUUUGUUGUUGAAUUUCUUCAAUUUGCUUCUUCAAGUUUAGCCUCUGUCAGGUGGUGUUUCGUGUUUGAUUUUUCAUCUUGUUGGUAAAUUGUAUUUUUCUUGAUAUUAUUUGGGAAUAUUUCAGAUCUGUUGUUGUUAGGGUUUUCAAGAAUUGGGUAAUUUCAAGAUUUGGUUUUGGGGUCAUGGAUUUGAUGUUUUUGGCAUUUAAGGUUAUAAAUGGGAUUGUGAAUUUUGAAUCAAAUUAGCUCCUUUUGUAGUUUGUUUAGGGUCUGGGUAGUAUUUAUUGAGAACCUAUCUGUUGAUUUUCUUAAUAAUUGAAGAGAUAAAAGGUGUUAAUUUUAGCAUAAGGGGAUUAAUGAAGCUUUCUCUUUAUGGGUAGCAUGAUAAGGUGGAGGUUACUGGGAUCAUGAUGUCUUUCGUUUAACUCUCAUCAGCAUUUGGGCUAAGUUGCGUGGACUCUUCACUUUCGAUGCCGCACCCGUGUCGGAUUCUCCGGUGCGUCGGAUUCUCCAAAAAAUACACUAGUUUUAGGAAAGCCGACAUGCGCCGGCACCCUGUGACACUUUUGAAAAGUCCGAGCAACAUAACAUCUGGGUUUGUGUGCAAAGUAUAUGUUGGUAUUGUUCUUACUAGUGUGUUAAAGAAGGUGUCGAAGGAUACUGGUCGGUGAGUUGUAAAUUUUGUAAAUAUCUUUCAACUGCUUGGCAAAAAGAAAUUAGCAUAGGGUAAAUUGGGAGAAAAGGUGUAAAUGUUGUUUUAAAGAUGCAAUCUUUGGCAGCCCCGCAGCACCAGCCAAAGGGUAAAUGAUUAAAUAAUUUUUGAGUUCAAAGAUGGACAAGUGCUCAAAUGGAAGUUAUGUUUUGAUUGCUUACUAUCACAUUGUCACUUGAGAUGACUCGGCAAUUAAGCUCCCUACAGCUAUUAGUAUAUGCAACUUCGAUGGACGAGUUUGGCAGUUGGGCAUUGUGCCUAGGUUGCUCGGACUCUUCAAUCUUGCCACACCCGUGUCAACACGCCAUGAUGGAAAUGGAUGGAUCAACAGUCCAAGGCACCAGCAGCGUGGACUCAUUUUUACGGAACUAUAAGCUCGGGAAAACUCUUGGCAUUGGAUCGUUUGGCAAAGUUAAAAUAGCUGAACAUACCUUAACAGGGCACAAAGUUGCUGUCAAGAUUCUUAAUCGUCGAAAAAUCAGGAACAUGGACAUGGAAGAAAAAGUCCGAAGAGAAAUCAAAAUAUUGAGAUUGUUCAUGCAUCCUCACAUUAUACGGCUUUAUGAGGUCAUAGAGACACCAUCAGAUAUAUAUGUUGUGAUGGAGUAUGUGAAAUCUGGCGAGCUGUUUGAUUACAUUGUCGAGAAGGGAAGAUUGCAGGAGGAUGAAGCUCGUAAUUUUUUUCAGCAGAUAAUAUCUGGUGUGGAGUACUGCCAUAGAAACAUGGUGGUUCAUAGAGACCUUAAGCCUGAAAACCUCCUCCUGGAUUCCAAAUGGAAUGUGAAGAUAGCAGAUUUUGGUUUGAGCAAUAUCAUGCGCGAUGGUCAUUUUCUGAAGACAAGUUGCGGAAGCCCAAACUAUGCUGCCCCAGAGGUUAUAUCAGGUAAAUUGUAUGCUGGCCCUGAGGUAGAUGUAUGGAGCUGUGGCGUUAUUCUUUAUGCUCUUCUCUGUGGCACCCUUCCAUUUGACGAUGAAAACAUUCCCAAUCUUUUUAAGAAAAUAAAGGGCGGAAUAUAUACUUUACCCAGCCAUUUAUCAGCUGGUGCGAGGGAUUUGAUUCCAAGGAUGCUUAUAGUCGACCCAAUGAAGCGAAUGACUAUUCCUGAGAUUCGCCUGCACCCUUGGUUCCAGGCUCAUUUGCCACGUUAUUUGGCCGUGCCUCCACCAGAUACAAUGCAACAAGCAAAGAAGAUCGAUGAAGAGAUUCUUCAGGAGGUGGUUAAGAUGGGAUUUGACAGGAACAACCUUACUGAAUCUCUUCGCAAUAGAGUUCAAAAUGAGGGCACUGUUGCGUACUAUUUGCUACUUGACAAUCGCCAUCGUGUUUCCACUGGCUAUCUUGGAGCUGAAUUUCAGGAGUCCAUGGAAUAUGGUUACAACCAGAUCAAUUCAAAUGAAAACGUUGCUUCUCCUGUUGGUCAACGCUUCCCAGGAAUAAUGGAUUAUCAGCAAGCUGGUGCUAGGCAGUUUCCCGUCGAAAGAAAAUGGGCUCUUGGCCUCCAGUCUCGCGCGCAUCCACGUGAAAUAAUGACUGAAGUUCUGAAAGCUCUGCAAGAACUGAAUGUAUGUUGGAAAAAGAUUGGUCAGUAUAACAUGAAAUGUCGCUGGGUUCCUAGCAUACCCGGUCAUCAUGAAGGCAUGGGUAUUAAUUCCAUGCACGGGAGUCAGUUCUUUGGAGACGAUUCAGCCAUCAUUGAGAAUGAUGGUGUCACUAAAUUAACAAAUGUGGUCAAAUUUGAAGUUCAGCUUUACAAAACUAGGGAGGAAAAGUACCUGCUUGACCUUCAGAGGCUUCAGGGUCCACAGUUCCUCUUCUUGGAUCUCUGUGCUGCUUUUCUUGCUCAGCUUCGGGUCCUUUGAAGUCUCUGAAAUAAGGAGCUAAGUUGGAAGGCUAUCAAUGUUUUCCAGAAAAGCUCGUGCUUGUAUAUAAUUGGUAUACCAGCUCAGUUUACUGCAUGUCUGUUAACAAAUUUCACCCUGCUUGGUCAGAGGUGCCUAGCAACUUUUUUUUUUGUUGAUUCGCUAGGAGUUCUAGCUACUUUUGAUCUUCUUAGCAUUUUCAGUGUCUUAUGGAAUUUCAGUUACCUAAAGAUUGAACUAAAGAUUCCAUUUUGCAA
This is a messenger RNA of Capsicum annuum, 3014 nucleotides long. RefSeq names its product SNF1-related protein kinase catalytic subunit alpha KIN10-like. Bases 1078 to 2757 code for a protein of 559 amino acids. Gene Ontology annotation, molecular function: protein tyrosine kinase activity; ATP binding; protein serine/threonine kinase activity. The record is from RefSeq and is a predicted model, not a curated record. Lineage: Eukaryota; Viridiplantae; Streptophyta; Magnoliopsida; Solanales; Solanaceae. Gene Ontology annotation, biological process: protein phosphorylation; intracellular signal transduction. The transcript is spliced from 11 exons.